This is a messenger RNA of Rhipicephalus microplus (southern cattle tick), 982 nucleotides long. Its product is annotated as adenylate kinase isoenzyme 1. Gene Ontology annotation, molecular function: ATP binding; microtubule binding; microtubule motor activity. Gene Ontology annotation, biological process: microtubule-based movement; nucleobase-containing compound metabolic process. Lineage: Eukaryota; Metazoa; Arthropoda; Arachnida; Ixodida; Ixodidae. The record is from RefSeq and is a predicted model, not a curated record.
AUGUUGCCAGAGAAGACGCUGACCUUCAAAGACGAUGACUGCGCAGGAGGGGAAGCAGACACAAGUGAGAUUGAAGUUGACAGUCUCCUGCCAGCUCAUGGUGACGUCUCUUUCGAAGAAUACGUUGCUACUGAUAGUGCUGUAGAAACGUGCAGUGCGUUGACGGACGCUGAGAUCAUCAAGAUGGUUCGGCCUAGCGAGGAUAGUCAUGAAAUUGAGGUAGACGACAACGAAGUUGAAAGUGAGCCACAACCGCGAGCUGCUGAUGAAACUGCGGGCCUUGACCUCGCGCAGCGGUUUUUUGCUGCUGACAGCAUCGCAGAGGAAGCUUUUAGGCACAUAUACAGACUGCAAGAGUUCUUUCUGCUGCAAGAUUUAGCAGGCAAAGACUUGCAACAGCCCCGCAUGUGCAAAAAGGUGGACCUGGCAUCGGGCAAGGGCACGCAGUGCGACAAAAUGGUGGCGAAGUACGACUUCACAUACAUCUCGUCGGGUGACCUGCUGCGGGCUGAAGUGGCGUCUGGCAGUGACCAGGGCAAGCAAAUCAACGACAUUAUGAAGCAGGGAGAGCUUGAACCACUUGAUAUGAUCAUUCAACUGAUAAAGGAAACAAUCAAGAAAGACUUACUGACAGCCAAGGGAUUCCUCCUUGAUGGUUAUCCCAGGAAUGUCGAGCAAGGGGAGCGCUUCGAAUCUGACGUGUGCAAGUGCACGAACCUGAUCUACUUCGAGGUGUCAGACGAUACGAUGAAGGCCCGGCUUCUGAAGCAUGGCCAGACGAGCGGCCGUGUGGACGACAAUGAGGACACCAUCGUCAAGUGCAUCAAGACCUUCCAUGACGAGUCAGAGCCUGUGCUUCAAAAGUACAAUUCUAUCGUUCACAAGAUCUCAGCUGAGGACGACCCGGACAAAGUGUUCGCAUUGGUCACGGCUGUCAUGGACGACAUUAUUAGACCUGAACAGUCAAGCAAUUAAAGAUUAA